Iphiclides podalirius (scarce swallowtail) is the source of this 552-nucleotide messenger RNA. The record is from the annotation of a GenBank genome assembly. Lineage: Eukaryota; Metazoa; Arthropoda; Insecta; Lepidoptera; Papilionidae.
AUGGGGGGGGGGGGGGGGGGGGGGAGAGAAGAAAAGAGAGGGAGAGAGACAACGCGCUGGCACGAGGCGCGAACGACGCGGCCCGACACCGCCGCAACACGACGCGCGGUCAACGCAAAGAAGGGACAAGCAAAAGGGAAAGUGGCGAGCAGGUCCCGUUGGCACGGAUCCAGUCUGGUGCGAAAUUGGUCCGGAUGCGGGGGGAGGGGAGGGAAGCACCCAACAAACCCCCCCCCCCCCCCCUACCUCAAUAAAUUCAUUGAGAAGAAGCGCGGCGAAAGUAACAAUCAACUGACAUCCAACCUAAUUCCGUUCGCAACAGACAGCAAAAACGAAAACCUAGUGUUACAACACAUUGUGAACGGGCGUUCGGGCGUCCGUGUGUGUGAAAAUGUAAUUUAUGCUGCCCGUCAUAGAGUUAAUAAUGGAUCGGGAGGGGGGAACGAGGGGGGAGGUUUCAAUUCGCCGAGCGUGUCGGUUUCCGCCAAGUUCACGAAGACAACAAAUCGAAUUUGCUCCAUUGUAACGCAUGUAACGAUCGACUUUUCAAGU